GAAAUAGGUAGCUAGAAGCCUUCCAAGCUUACUAAUUUAAAACAUUUGUUUAUUUUUUGUAUUUUAAGGAUAGUGAUCAUCUACCUUUCGUUAAAUAAGUUACUAUCUUUAAAAUGUCAGAUGAUACUGUUUCCCCUUCUUCUAAAAACGGCCUUGAAGAUAAAAAAGUUGAAACUAUGGAUGCCGGAGCUACGGUGUCUUCUAAUUCUUAUCAAAAAUGCUGUAGCUACAAUUGGAUUAAUGUAACCGAAGAGUUUUUCAAAGCAACUGAAGAAUUGGAACUUGGUGAACUUCUUCAUGAUGAUAUGUUUGGUUUGUUUGAAGCAAUGUCUGCUAUUGAAAUGAUGGAUCCAAAAAUGGAUGCGGGAAUGAUGUGCAAUAGAGGCAGCAAAAAAGUUUUGAAUUUUGACCAAGCACUUAAAGCUGGAAAAUUGAAAAUUAAAGAUUUAUCUGCUGAAGAACAAAUUGGUAUAAUCGAUGCAACUUUGGCAUGCUUGGUUACUUGGCUUGAGGGACACUCACUAGCACAGACUGUGUUUACCAAUUUGUAUCUUCAGAAACCCCAUCUUGUGGAAGAUAAAAUUAUAAGAGCCUUCAGUAUACAUCUGUUAAAAAUGUUGGAGGUCAUACGAGAUUUUGUAAACAAAGCUGGCGUGUUUGAAGAGGAAGAUUUUCAACCUGUUAUGUAUGGCUAUAAAUUAGCUAAUGAAAUACCAAUAGGAAAAGCAACCACAAUGAUGAAAGAAGUUGAAGAUGAACUUCAAAAAAAAGUAAAGAUUACUCGUUCCAAACCUGGCGAAGAGCAACCAACUGAAGUACAAAUACAACAUGAAGAUGCCGUAGCUUUAUGUUCUCGGAUAAAAUUUUGCAGAUUAUUUUAUCAAGCUCUCAUGACCUUUCAGAAAAAAAAGUGCCAAGCUGUUGAAGAAUGUGAUCGUUUUUUAAUUCAGUGUUUAGAGCUUAUUCCUGUCAUUGAAAAGACUAUACAUUUAGGUAUAAGCCCAGAUCCAAAGGCAGAAAGCAGCAACAGAGCUGACUAUCCAACAAUUUUGGGUUUUGAGCCUUUGGUCAAUCAACGUCUUUUACCUCCAACAUUUCCUCGUUACACUAAAAUCAAAACCCGCAAAGAAUCUAUGAAUUAUCUACUCUACCUGGUGACACGUCUCAGAACUAUCUGCAACAUUACUGAAUGUAUCACUUUUCAUUCCGCAUUGGAUUUUAUGAAUGAAUUCAGUAAAACUUCUCCUUGUGUGCUCUCUAGAUCUGUAUUACAGUUGUUAUACUUAAAUCAUUCUAAAUGCAGUGUUCCUGGCAAAGUGCUCGGUACUAUGCACAUAGUCGAUGUCUUAAGAGAUGCCAUUCGAUCUUUUAUUAAGCCACCUAUUCUAAUGCCAAGAUCCCCUCUGAUGAUGAAUUUGCAAACUAAGGAAUAUGUCGAAAGCUUUCUCGGUCAUUGUGUUCGACCUUUCUGCACAUUAAUACAGAUAACUGGGCACAAUAGAGCAAGACAGAGAGACAAGCUGUCUCACUUAAUUGAGGAGUUAGCUGCACUACAGGAAGAAGCUGAUAAAGUGGAUGCGUACCUUCACAAUGUUUCGACUAACUUGGACAACCAUUUUCCACAUUUGGCUUGUUUUGGAACUUGGGUUCUUUACCACAUCCUAAAAAUCAUGAUUCAAUAUGUUUUGUCAGGAUUUGAAUUGGAACUAUACUCUAGUCAUGAAUAUACCUACAUAUUUUGGUAUUUGUAUGAGUUUCUAUAUGGGUGGAUGGUAUCUGCAUUAUCAAGAGCUAAUAGUUACCUCAGUGAACAAGAAUGUAAAGCUGAACAAAUGUCUCAAAAAGGAAGAAAUUCUAAAAGGAAUAAAAAAAAGAAGAGGAUUCAACCACACAAGCGUGAAAUUAUACUUACUCAAGCAUUACAAAAUUUAUGUGGUGGCUAUUACAAGGCUGUUUGUGGAUUCAGUUUAGAUGGAAAACUAAAGCGACCCUGUGUGGAAUUUGAUAAUGAAAGAGUCCGCUAUGAACAUAGAUUUGCUCCUUUCAACUCUAUCAUAACUCCACCCCCAGUCCCAUACUCUCAAUUUAAAGAUGUGGCAGAAAUGUUGCAGUUCCAUUCAACUCCAACUGACCUUUACAUGGAUGCCUGUAAAUGCUUUCAUCAUGCUCGUCUUAAUCUUGAAACAUUAGCGGAUCCUAACGAAGAGAUGCUGAACUUAUUAAAAGUUGCUAAAACUAAUUUCAUUGUUAUGAAGCUCCUACAUAGCGGACAUAAAGAAGGAUCAAAGGAUCCACCAGAGUUUGAUUUUUCUGUCCAUAAGAAUUUUCCCACACUGAAAGUGAUCUGAAUUGUAUUUUAUGUUUAUAAUGCAUUCUUUCUUUUUUUUUAAUAAAAUUGUACAGCUUUAUUGUAAUUUGACUUAAAUAAAUUCAAAGGUUUGUUUGUUUUUUCAAAUUUA
Parasteatoda tepidariorum (common house spider) is the source of this 2459-nucleotide messenger RNA. RefSeq names its product N-alpha-acetyltransferase 35 (gene Naa35). Gene Ontology annotation, biological process: N-terminal peptidyl-methionine acetylation. The record is from RefSeq and is a predicted model, not a curated record. Gene Ontology annotation, cellular component: NatC complex. Lineage: Eukaryota; Metazoa; Arthropoda; Arachnida; Araneae; Theridiidae.